Stegostoma tigrinum is the source of this 3421-nucleotide messenger RNA. Its product is annotated as myelin regulatory factor-like protein. The transcript is spliced from 26 exons. The record is from RefSeq and is a predicted model, not a curated record. Gene Ontology annotation, cellular component: endoplasmic reticulum membrane; nucleus. Gene Ontology annotation, molecular function: DNA-binding transcription factor activity; sequence-specific DNA binding. Gene Ontology annotation, biological process: protein autoprocessing; positive regulation of DNA-templated transcription. NCBI's taxonomy places the organism in Eukaryota, Metazoa, Chordata, Chondrichthyes, Orectolobiformes, Stegostomatidae. Bases 533 to 3154 code for a protein of 873 amino acids.
AAUAAGGAAAGAAUUUGUGUAUUAAGUGAGCUUAUUGAGACUAUUCGACAAAGGGCUUAUUCAAAAUACUUUACCGUCUUGGAAUAUUGCGCAUCAUCAUGAAGAUUUAGCAAUUUUCUGUCAGACAUUACAAUUAGAAAUACAAUAAUUGGACAAGGGUGAAUUGUGUGGGGAGAUUGAAAACGAAUUUUAUUUCAGCUGCAUGUAUACAGAAAUGUUCCAUGUUGAAACAUACCUCUUGACCAGUAAGCUGGGAAUGUAAUCUUUUUUGAACAGCUAAAGGACCUAAGAGUUUGUUGAAGAGCUUUUAGAGAAAAGUUUCAGGUUUGUGAGCUCUUAAGACUUAUCGAAUGGAUGUUUUAGGGGAAAAUGAAGCGCUGCAACAGUUUUUUAAAGUGACAUUUAAAGGAAAAUUUGUUUCCCUCACUCCAAUUCUGUUUGCCUAUGGAAUGCCUCAGACACGGCUCUCAUUUGCUAUAAACCGGGUCAGGAUGUAACUGGAGCAUUAGAGAAUCCCUUAGUUGAUACCAGUAUGCUGGAAGCAUAUAUCAGUAAUGACUUGGAUUCAGGAGCCGUAACUUUACCAGACUCUCCACCGGAUUCUGUACCUGAGCACUGUUCACCUCCACAGAUGCGAAACAUUCAGUAUGGCGGUCCACACGGAGCUGGAUUUAAUUCCCAAACAAAUCAGUCUUCAGAGAGCCAUCCAAACACUCCAUGUAGGUUUACUGAGCUGGUGCUGCCUACUCAUUCUAACUUGCCGCAACAACAUAGACAAACUGGACUUUGUGAAUAUUUUAUAAAACCUGAUGCAGAUAUCCCUGCAAACAAAACUUCAGAACCACCCAGCUAUGUGGAUUUCCCGAUUCUUCCUGCUCCAGGGAGUGCCAAUUGCCACUCUGAAUUUUUAAUUCAGCAUUCAAAAAAGAGGAAGCGUUCAGAAUUAUGUGAGAAUACCAUUGAGAUGUGGAAUGAUAUUCAAAGUCAAGAAGGCAACAAUUCUAAAGAACAUAGCACCGAUAUCUACGGUUAUGAUGAUGACAGUCAAAAUGGAAGUUGCAUGGACUGGAGCUAUCCAUGUUUGAAAUGGCACCAUUUUCAACCUAAUCAUUGGGCAACUUUGUAUGACAGUGGUUACAAUGAAUUACCUGCUCCAGGCUAUAGAGUAGAUGCGGACAAAGGAUUCAAUUUUUCUACAGUAGAUGAUUCAUUUGUUUGCCAAAAGAAGAACCAUUUUCAGGUCACAGUUCGUGUCAGUUUGAUUGGAUGUCCAAAAUAUGUUAAAACACCUCUGGGCCUUAAACCUGUUGAAAAAUUCUUCUUGAAGGUUUUUGGAGCAAAGGCUGAGACCACAAAUCAGAUCAUCAUCACCAUUGAACAGUCUCAAUCAGACCGGAGCAAGAAACCUUUUGAUCCAGUCAGGAUUGAUUUGCCAGGAAACCAAACCACAAAAGUAACUUUAGGAAGAUUGCACUUUGGUGAAACAACAGCAAACAACAUGAGGAAGAAGGGUAAACCUAAUCCUGAUCAAAGAUACUUUAUGCUAGUAGUUGGUCUGUAUGCAGGCAGUCAAAACCAGAAUUAUUUAUUGGCUGCUCACGCAUCUGAAAAAAUAAUUGUGCGGGCUUCAAAUCCUAGUCAAUUUGAAAAUGAACGUGUGGGGUCAUGGCAACAAGGGAAUGCUCCAAACACAAUUAUCUGCCAUGGUCAAGUGGGAAUCAAUACAGAUACUCCAGAUGAGGCAUUGGUUGUGUGUGGUAAUGUAAAGGUAAUGGGAUCAGUCAUGCAUCCAUCUGAUAUGCGAGCUAAACAGAACAUUCAUGAGGUUGAUACAACAGAACAACUAAAACGGAUAACACAAAUGAGGCUGGUGGAGUACGAUUACAAGCCUGACUUUGCAUCAAAAAUGGGAGUAGACCAUCCUCAUGAGACUGGUAUAAUAGCGCAGGAAGUGAAGGAAAUCCUACCAACUGCUGUAAGGGAUGUCGGGGAUAUCACCUAUACCAAUGGUGACAAAAUAGAGAAUUUCCUCAUGGUUGACAAAGAACAGAUUUUCAUGGAGAAUGUGGGAGCAGUGAAAGAAUUAUGUAAGCUAACUGACAACUUUGAAAAAAGAAUUCAAGAAUUAGAAGUCUGGAACAAAAAUCUUGCCAAGCUGAAGUGGAUUGGGAGUGUGAAAUCUAGGACAAAUGAUAAACACGGCAGCAUAUUUCAUCGGACAAGCACAAUGACACCAAAGAAGCCUGUUAUGGCCAAACACAGGGCCUACUUUAACCAACAUUGCUCGCUGCAGAAGGUUUUCCAUAUUGUCAUCAUGUCUCUAUUGGGUCUCAUGGCGUUUUGUGUGAUUUUGAUAUCUGCACUUUACGUACUAACAUUGAAUGAAGAGCAAGGUGUUGUUAACAAGCUGAAUGAAAGCUUUAUUUCCAAGCCGUUUACAACUAACAAGUAUGCUACCUUUAUAACAUAUACAACAUUGUCAGCAGAAAAUGCAAGCUCAGUUUAUACAACAGCAAUCACUGAAAUUCCCCAACGUGAAAUAAGCUUCUGUAAUAUCCUACCUUGUGUCACUGUGUACUGUUGUGCACUUCAAUUACAAAGGAAAGACAUCUCUAAUGAUUGGAGAAAGAGGAGAAUUGCCAAAGGUCUUGUGCAAAACUAUUUUCAACCAAAACUGGCAACAAGCCAAAUAAAUACGAAGGGGAUUCAAAAUAGUGACUGGUUUGAUACAUCCAUUAGAUCAAUAAGAGUUAUGGAAAGUCAGCAACAAAUUGACCAACGUUACUGUGCUAAAGGAAUUCAUUGUGGGAAUGGCAACUUUAGUUACAUAAUUCCAAUCAACAAGUAUACACCUAUUGAUAUGAGAAUUACUUUGGAAAUGAACACCACAGCACCAGUGAUUGUUUACAAAUGUAAAGUGAACCUUGGUGACACAUGUGUAACACCUGAACCCAAACUGACUAAAAGGGGUGCAUCACAAGAAAUGUCUCAGGGGUACCAACAUUUCUGGUUCUUGCCAGUGGCACAUCUCCACGAGUGUACGUACCAUUUCCGUGUUGCAGCACCAGGUCUGGCAGAUUGCAGAACAAAUCAGAACUUUGCUGGAAUAUUCUUCACGGAUUACUACUUGUACUUUUAUCGACAAUGCAGCUAAUUCAGAAGAACAAAUCCUACAUAUGUAUAGAUCUAUAUUGAAGUACAUUCUUUUCAUAUAGGAUUUCAUAUAGCUUCUUUAGUUAUUUAACACACAUUAAAUCGAACAGGCUAUCUCUCAGAUGUAAAAUACACAUUAUGUGCCAAUUAUGAUUCUUGUCACCUCGAGGAAUCUGAAACCUGUGUUUCAUUGAGUGGCAUUAAACUGCAAUGGAAAAACAACACAUUUUUACAUAGAUUCACCACUUGUAUUUUACAGGAAUUGCUA